AUGGACGGGUAUGCGCCAGCCUAUGUGGCUCAUAACGUUCCUUUGCUAGUUGUUUCUGGAUUGGACUCUGCACCGCAGGAUAAGUCAAUAGCUCCGGAAGGAGCAAUACGGAUAGCAUCCGAGAUUCCUCCUGUCGAAUCUGAAGACGCCCAGGUCCUUUUGAGGCAUUUCAAAGACAGCGAUGCUGGAGAAUUGGCAUGGAAUGCCAGAGAAUACAGUGGGAGGAACAAGUUCCGAGUGAAGACUGUUGGAAGGGAUUUUAAUUUACCAGCUCGAUAUGCUCAGCUUCUCCAAUCUCCUCUGCCUACCAGCCCAGUAUCGAAACCCGUCCUACAUUCAGCGCUUUCUCCCUUGAGCCCGGACUCGACGUUGUUUCCCGACGGUCUGCUUGAUUCAAAAUGGAUCGAGAAACACCAAGAGCUUGUUCCGAGCGCUUACAUCUCGUUCUACACGUUUACUUCUGAUCCAAAGCUAUCUACGCUACAUGAUAACCAGUUGAAGACGGAUAUCAACAACACAAAGAGUAUAUUGAGCCAAUCUGGCUACAAGACUCGGCAGAUAGUUGCCCUUCUCAGUGAGAAAUCUAUUGUACAAUCUCCUGAAGUUGAAGAGCGCCUUGCAAACAUUCGUAAAGCUACCGGUCUCGACUCUAAAACCUCAUUGUUCUUUCUGCCUCCUCAAAGUUCCUCGGUUGAGCUUCAAGCAUUUGUUCAGACGAUCAUUUCUACCAUUUAUCCUGUAUGUAUCGAAUACUAUCGAGAUCUCAGCAAACACUCGAGAAGGAAACGGAAUCGCGGCAUUAUCCCUCCACCCACAGCCCCACCGACAUCAGGUACAUCGCAGACACUUUCUAGUCAAGGAUGGAAUGUCCGUUACGAUUUCAAGCUUGGCGUUUUUGCCGAGUUCAGGCAAGAAAUGGAUGCUGCUGUUCGGUCUUACGAAAGCGGCUAUGAAGUGUUACUUGGAGCAGAUGUCCUUGAAACAAUAGCAAGCUGGAAUCCGAGAUGGAACGAGGCUCGUCUACUUGCUGAUGUAUUCGCUAUACGUAUCUUACGCUGCUUGCUCUGGAAUGGUAAUUCAACAGCUGCUGUCCGGCGCUGGCAGUCGCAUCGAGACAGAAUCCGUGAUUUUGUUGAUAGAAGGGGUAAGGGAUCAGCAACCUAUGGCUGGGAGGCUUGGGAGGCUCGCUGGGCAACUGUCAUGGCUGAGCUUGUCAAGAAAGCCUCAUUCAUCGAGUUCGUAGGCUUCCCACUAUAUCUACAAGCUGAGAAGACUAUCCCAAUCGGAGAACGCAUGAAACCAUGGGACUACCUUCACCAUCCAGGUUAUUGGUAUCGUUUAGCAGCCAGGCAUCUUAUGGCUCGUCGUAUCCUUGCACUCUCCAUUCCUGAAGAGGACCGAUCACCUCCUGGGUCAUCUCCGGCCUCAGAAAUUGCUAGCAAAGCAUACACGUACGACACAUAUCUUUGCCCGGAGCCUCAUGAAGAGAACCCCCUUCCUGGGCAUGAGGGUGUCGACCACUCCGCUCUCAUCAUUGAGUCUUUAGACAAAGGCAUUGUUGAAUUCCAGCGAAAUGGCCAGUCUCGAUUUUUGCAAGAAUUGCAGUUGCUGUCAGCAAAUGAGAAUAUGAAACGGGAAGCUUGGGAUGAGGCGUUGAAAAUUUUGCGGCCAUUGUGGCAAAAGAUGUCCUACAGGAAAGAAGGUUGGUGGAAUGGAGUCGAAGAGAUCAGUUGGGCUUUGCGAAAGGCUGCGGUACAAGCUGGUGAUGGCGGGUCUAUUAUUGCUGUGGAUUGGGAGAUGAUGAACAAGAAUUUCACUCAUCAUCCCAAUUGGCAUUAUGAUCUUACCAAAUCCUUGCAAGGUCUCGAGGCCAUCAAGGCGAGACCUACAGUGGUCCUUCAUGAGAAAGAGGUCAACUCCUUCCUAUCCGCGACGUUUACCUUUGAGUAUUCGGAGGGAAAGGUAGGAGAGCUAUGUUCUUCACAACUUGCAGUCAAGUCGUCUGCUAUGCCAACCGCCGCACCAAUGACGAUGCCUGAAAUUAGACUAAGCUUCGAAGGCAGCAUGAAGCCUUUGAUCUUGAGGCACGUAUCCGAUGUGGACGAGCUUAGUGAUAACUCUGGAAUUAUAUCUUUGAGCAACGUCACUCUGAACGAGAUUUCUGAAGGAGGGCGGGCGAGCCUUGUUGGCGAAACGACCUUGAUCUUUCGACCAGGUCAAACUAGGGUUUUUGAGUUCAGCAUCGCUCUGAGAGAAGCUGGCGAUGGGACUGCUGUGUCUGCAACGUUUCUCAUGAAUGACGACCUGUUCGAUCUCGAAUACAUUCAUACUUUUGAGCCAACCAACGCACCCGAUGUUUGGUGGGGACCAAUGUCCGUGAAAAAGAGACUGGUCCGCCAAAAUGCAGCAGCAAUCUCGGUUCUUCCUAAGCCGCCAAAGUUGGAACUAAGAUUCCUUGGUCUUCGAGAACAAUACUAUACCAACGAGCAAAUCGUCUUGCAACUCGAAGUUGUCAACGAGGAAGAUGCCGAUGCAAUGGCGAACCUAGAUGUUCAUCUAUUGGGUGAAGGAGUACCUGCUGUAGAGCUCAAGGUCCCUGCUAUCUCUACGGAUGCUGAGGAUGGUCCGACUGGCGAGGACCUUAUCGGGACGCCACUUGGUAGGAUUGCAAGUGCUGCAUCCACUAUAGUUGAGCUUUUAAUUCCUCCAGUCGACUUACCUGCUGUCUACGACAUAUCGAUGAAAGCUACGUACAGUCUCGUCUUGGAUUUAGAAACGCCAAUCUAUCGCUCCAUGGCGAUGCAGUUGGAUGUUGCAAGUCCCUUUGAAGCAAACUAUGAUUUUUCACCCCGGAUCCAUCCUGAUCCAUGGCCGAGCCUCUUCACACAUGUUGAAGGAGAAGAUGCUGGCACAGAGGUCCAAGCCCAUGGCUUAGCUCAGAAGUGGUGUCUAAAUGCUCGCUACGCCUCUUUUGCUGCGGACGAGUUAAUCGUCGAGGAUGUGGACGUGCAGAUCUUAGGCAUGAAUGGUGGCAUUCAAUGCUAUACCAAACAGUUGACAAAGAUACCAAAAGAUGGCUUACAGGUCGCCCCUAAGAGCUUAGAAGAAGCUCAGUUCGAAGUUUUCACGCAGAAAAUAUCUCUGGAUGAUCGCGGCACGGCAACGCUGGAUGUCUCACUGGCUAUCAAAUGGCGACGUGGUGGAGAAGGUUCCGCUGUCAAUACAACUAUCUUAGGCGUACCCCGACUACUUGUUGCCAGUACUGAACCAAGAGUCCUAGCCGCGGUAUCAUAUUCAACGAAAAUACCAUCAAUGAUCCACUUUGACGUCACGAUCGAGAAUCCUUCCAAUCACUUCCUUACCUUUGGCAUCACCAUGGAACCGAGCGAAAAGUUUGCCUUCUCGGGAGUUAAGCAAUCGACUCUUCAACUUGUACCGCUAUCGAGGAAAUCGUUGAGGUUCCGUUUGCUGCCUAGUGUACGGGGAGAGUGGAUUGGGCCUCUUCAUUGUGUGAUUCGGGAUAGGUAUUUCCAGAAGGUGCUUAAGAUUGCGCCGACUGAGGGCAUGAGACUUGAUAAAGAAGGCAUUCUCAUUUGGGUCCCUCCUGAAGAGGAUCUCUAGGCGGUGAACUAGAGAUACGGUAGUUAGAUGAGAAAUAGUGUUCAAGACCAUGAUACCACAUAAAUAGAUUCACAAUCCUUGUUGAGUGGGCAUCACCGUGUCAAUCACUUUAGACGUCUCCAGACUUUUCACUGAUACUAAGGUUAAAGUUGGCUUCGCCUCGUCCUCACCUUAAGAGUGUAUCAGAGUCAGGAUUUUGUUGCACAUCGACUGAAUGCAUGGAGUUGAUUGAGGACAUUGAGCGGUUUGGAGUAUCUGGGGAAAGCGAACAUGAAAUCCAAUGAAGAUUGUCCAAUUUCUUCUUCUAUUGCAUAUACACUCUCCUGUGAUCCUUUCUAGAUUUUGCUCUUUGGAAUCGGCUUCAGCGGAGGUCCAAUUCGCCUCUUCCACUCCUCUGAAAAAGUGGUCUUCGCCUCAAAACUCUGCUUCGUCCACUCAAUAUACUCCUGCCUCUCCUUGUCAAGCUUCUUCACCUCCUUUCCUAACCACGCCGCCG
Molecule: messenger RNA, 4117 nt
Organism: Hyaloscypha bicolor E
Lineage: Eukaryota; Fungi; Ascomycota; Leotiomycetes; Helotiales; Hyaloscyphaceae
Exons: 3
Coding region: 1-3621 (1206 amino acids)
Source: RefSeq, a predicted model, not a curated record